This is a messenger RNA of Ostreobium quekettii, 585 nucleotides long. The record is from the annotation of a GenBank genome assembly. NCBI's taxonomy places the organism in Eukaryota, Viridiplantae, Chlorophyta, Ulvophyceae, Bryopsidales, Ostreobiaceae.
AUGGAGGUUGAUGAGUCCAGCUACAGCAUGCGCACACUGCAAACAGUGACACACGUACAACAUGCAGAGCAGAGCAUGAAAAGCAAUCGACAGUCUGCCAGGACAGUAAGCUAUGGAACAACAGGCACGUGUGCACAGAAGGGUCUUGCAAUACCACGGGCAAAAGCAACGGCAUCAGCACCAACAGCGACAGCACCAGCAGCGACAGCACCAGCAGCGUCUGUGCCUACAGAUGUAGAGGGCCUGGCAGUACCACAAGUGGCAGCAUUGUCUGCAGCACCAAUGGCAGAACCAGCAGCAUCUCUAACAGCAGAUGUAGAGGGUCCCGUGGUACAACGAACAGCAGCACCAUUGUUGUCUGAGCUGAUUGCUGAACCUGGGACAAGUGCCUCCUACAGCAAGACAUGUUGCACUUUGCUUCUCAGGUCGUUAGUUGUUGCUGGUGUGCUACAGUUCAAUUCAGGCCGAUGUUGCGACAGUGAGUCAAUCGUGUUUGGUGGUUGCAUAGUGUUAGUUGUUGUCAGUUGUAGUUGUAUAGGAUGGGUGGGUCCUAGCUGUGCCGGGGUCUUAUGGGAUUCCUGGUGA